Molecule: messenger RNA, 1071 nt
Organism: Penicillium hordei
Lineage: Eukaryota; Fungi; Ascomycota; Eurotiomycetes; Eurotiales; Aspergillaceae
Exons: 1
Coding region: 1-1071 (356 amino acids)
Source: RefSeq, a predicted model, not a curated record
AUGCAUUUCUCUUCUGCUGCACUCCUUGCUCUUUGCUCUAUCAGCGUGACCUACGCGGCACCUUUCGCCAAUCCCGAGAACGAAGAUCUCGCUCGCCGCGCAACCUACUCCGUGGUCAAUGCCGAUGAAGACUCUUCCAGCGCAGUUGCACGCGAAGUCGACACCGUCUUCGAAACCUCAACAGUCACUGCUCCUGGUGCCGACCCAGUGCCCAUCACUGUGACUGUGACAGCCACCCCUUCAAGCGUGGUUCAGUCCUCGACUCCUGUGGCUAGCUCUACUCCGUGCUGGGAGUCCCCUAAUGUUCUUCCAGCUGCCGGUCCUAACUCGUUCUUCCGCCGGGGCCUGAGAGCCGCUGGCCAGCCUGCUAUCUUUGCUCGCGAGUACUCUAGCUCCUCUUCUGCUGCGCCGGACGCAACCAAGUAUCCCGCUGCCUCUGCCGCUGAGUCUCUCUAUGCUCGUGGCUGGUACUCUGUUGCUUCUGGCACUCCUUCUGUUGCCACCCCUACCGCUUCGCCUAGUUCCCUCGUGGCUCGCGGCUUCGGUGAUCUGUUCUCUUCCGCUUCCGUCGCACCUUCUUCCAGCCUGAGUGCUUCCGUCAUUGCCACUCCUCUCGUCGCGCGUGGCUGGUACUCUUCUGCUGCUACCCUCUCCGCCUCGGCAACUCCUCUCGUCGCCCGUGGCUGGUACUCUUCUGCUGCUACCCCAUCUGCCUCGGCGACUCCUCUUGUGGCUCGCGUGGCUCGAGGCUUAGGUGACGGGUCUUCUUCCGCUUCCCCUUCUUACUCUAGCGUGACUGUGCCUCUGUCCCCCACUCCCCUUGUUGCCCGCGAUGUGUACGCUUCUCCCUCCCGCAUUCCCUCCAGCUCGAGCGUCCCUACUUCAGCUGCUCCUCUGGCUGUCCGCGGGUCCUAUGGCUGGUACUCUCCCGUCCCAAGUGCUUCCUCUGUAGCCACACCUUCUGCUUCUCCUGCUCUUGUGGCCCGCGGUGUCCGCAACUGGGGCUCUUCCAGUGUCUCUUUGCCUGUCUCCAGCACCUUCGCUGCAUCGGCUACUCCUGUGGUCUACUAA